UAUUAUGUGUUCUUAUGAAUCCGCUUUAUUAAAGUGUGUUAAGCAUCGUCAUCGCAUUUUUGUUUACUUUUUUAUGUUUUGAUGAGCGUCAUUUCACCGCUGAGAAUUCCUGCAAUAGGAAUUUGUUCCUUUAUUUCUAUAGAUGUGGAUUUUCGGUUAUGGAUCUUUAAUGUGGAAAAUUAAUUUUCCGUAUGAACAGAAAAUAAUUGGUUAUAUUAAAGGUUUUAAACGCCGAUUUUGGCAAGGAAGUGAAGAUCAUCGUGGAAUUCCUGGUUCACCUGGAAGAGUUGUUACUAUUGUACCGUCAUCAAAUCCAGAGGACCAGGUUUAUGGAGUUGCUUAUAAAAUAGCCGAGGAUGAUAUUUUAGAUGUCAUUAAAUACUUGGACUUCAGAGAGAAGGAUGGUUAUCAGCAGCAAACAGUAUUAUUCCAUCCAUAUAAUGAGGAAUUAAAGCCAUUUGAAAUUACAAUAUAUAUUGGAGAUACAAGCAACCCUUUUUAUUUAGGUCCAGCUCCACUGGAUAUAAUUGCAAAGCAAAUACUUCACUCAGAGGGACCAAGUGGGAGAAAUGAUGAUUAUUUAUUUCAGCUAGCUGAAGCUAUGAGAAAUUUAGUACCUCACAUAUAUGAUGCACAUCUAUAUGAAUUAGAAAAAUUAGUAAAAAGUAUGAAAGUUGAAAUACACUUGAAAUAAAAGAGUUUUGUUAAUAAAUUUUAUUUUUUCAAGUUCCA
Molecule: messenger RNA, 732 nt
Organism: Stegodyphus dumicola
Lineage: Eukaryota; Metazoa; Arthropoda; Arachnida; Araneae; Eresidae
Product: putative glutathione-specific gamma-glutamylcyclotransferase 2
Biological process (GO): glutathione catabolic process
Cellular component (GO): cytoplasm
Molecular function (GO): glutathione specific gamma-glutamylcyclotransferase activity
Source: RefSeq, a predicted model, not a curated record